Thamnophis elegans (Western terrestrial garter snake) is the source of this 3140-nucleotide messenger RNA. It is a transcript of the gene ZNF740, whose product is annotated as zinc finger protein 740. Gene Ontology annotation, molecular function: DNA-binding transcription factor activity, RNA polymerase II-specific; RNA polymerase II cis-regulatory region sequence-specific DNA binding. Bases 526 to 1086 code for a protein of 186 amino acids. Gene Ontology annotation, cellular component: nucleus. The record is from RefSeq and is a predicted model, not a curated record. The transcript has 7 exons. Gene Ontology annotation, biological process: regulation of transcription by RNA polymerase II. Lineage: Eukaryota; Metazoa; Chordata; Lepidosauria; Squamata; Natricidae.
GUGUGUACUGGGGUUCCGACGUUUCCGCUUCCAGGGCGGCGGCGGUGGGGACGGCGGCGGUAGGAAUAUCGGCAGCGGCAAGGAGCCGUGGCGGUGUUUGGUUUUGGUGUCUCCCCGGGAGAGUCGGGGGGAGAGCCGUAACGCCGGGAGUUUGAACUCAGGUGGAAACUGGAGGUGGACAUACAGCAAUAUUGUGGCUUCUUUGCAAGGAAGACCUCAGCACCCUUUCCCCCCAGCAAGGGCCAUCCUGAAGGGGGAUUUAGGUUUGGGGUGAUUCAUCUGCAAGAGCAGCAGUCUGUAAUUUUCCUCAGCUUUUAACAAGGCUGGGGAAACUUGCUGCACUCCAUUCUGGACUCUCCGACUCCAGAAAGAUGUCAACAAAGUGGAAGGUAUUGGACGGGACCGGCGCAGAAACGAUUUACUGAAAAAUCUUUGUAGUCGUAAAAUUCUUUCCUGAGCAAGAAAGAGAGAAAAAGCGUAAGGACUUGGCGUAAUCUUCGUGUUGAGGACUGUCAGACUAACGCGAUGGCUCAGGCGAGCCUCCUGGCCUGCGAGGGACUCUCUGGUGUUUGCCUGGUGCCAACAGUUGCCAGCAAGAAGAUGAUGCCGAAGCAAAGCUCUAAGCAGGUGGAGAACGGGGAGAGAGGGGGUGCACCGGACAUGCUGGGUCAUCGCAAGGAGAGCGAGAAAUCACGUAGUCGGAAGGAAGAGGAAACAGCAGAAGGGUCUCCUCCUAAAAAAUCCCUUAAAAAGGUCAUGGUGAUCGAGCAGAAUGGAUCCUUCCAGGUCCGGAUUCCCAAGAAUUUUAUUUGCGAGCACUGUUUUGGAGCAUUCCGGAGCAGUUACCACCUCAAGAGACAUAUCCUUAUUCAUACUGGAGAGAAGCCUUUUGAGUGCGACGUGUGUGACAUGCGCUUCAUCCAGAAGUACCAUCUGGAGCGCCAUAAACGUGUCCACAGUGGAGAGAAGCCAUAUCAGUGCGAACGCUGCCUGCAGAGCUUCUCCAGGACAGACCGGUUGCUGAGACACAAACGAAUGUGCCAGGGCUGCCCCAGCAAAUCAUCUGACUCCCAGCUACUGCUUUAGGGUUGGGCCGGAGAAGAGGCUUUUAAGAAGUUGCUUGGAAUUCCACCAGAUGCUCUGGGAGUGGGCUUGUUCACCUGCUUGUGUUUUGUGCCCAAGUUUACCUGCUGAGCCUACUCCUGCAGAAGGGGCAGAGCUGAGUAGGCACAGACAUCAACUAUGGUCUUGACACUGUAAAUACAUGGAGGACAAAGCAGGGCUGGCUCCCAGCCAUUGGGAAGCUCACUGCAGUUGUGGAUAAACAUAGUGGCGGGGGGUGCGCUUUCUGUUUCUGUUUUAGGGUUUUGUUUUGGUUUUUUAAAUGAUCACCAUUUGCCUCAGGAAGGCUUUGAAAGCAUUGUGGGGCCUUCUGCGAGCCAUUCCGACCAGAUCCGGUGCUUUCCGUUAACAGAUGAUCUGCCAGCUGGCCUGAUAUUUGGGCCUGCAAAAAGUGGGAGAACAACAGGCAAAUGUUUUAUGAGAAACAGUGAUCACCACCAGUCAAGCAGUGAACUAUUUUGCGGAGCUGAUCCACACCAGGAACGGAUUAGCAGCGGCAGGACACUGAGACCUAAGGAUCACAGGAGUCUGUCUCAUUUACCUUAGGCCAUAAGGCCUACGGGAUUCCCCCCCCCCCUUUUCUGUGCUAUUCUCUUAACAGUGAUUUGUGAUCUUGACUUUCAGGUUUCAAGAAACAAGGGCUGCAGAAGGGGACAAAUGAUGUUGGGUCAACAUAGAAGUCUACCUUAGAUGUGUCCCAUUUAUCAAGAUCCAGUUGAUAUUCAGCUGGAUGGAAGGCUCUGUUUUCCUCCCAGGAGAGGAGGAUAACUUGCGUGGUCCCAUCGCUUUCCCUUGUAAAUAGCCAUCCAUUCAGGACCUACCUGUUACAUGUCCCUUCACACGGAAUCCAGAGCUUUCUUAGGUGGCAAUCCUGUUUUCCUAAAUACAUGAAAAGCCAGCUCUAGCCCAAGGGCGCUGAUCUCCUAAGCCUGACACUGAAGAACUGCAGUCUCUUGUGGGGAAGAAUGGGGGAGGGACUUUGGCCUCAUGAUACGCCUCUUGGAAUAAAAAUACUCAAGGACUAAAGAUCAGCAUUCCCACGCACCAUGAAUUCUGAUUGCUCCUGGUCUGCUUCAUUGAAGUUUGAAAAAGAGGCUUGUUGCCAAUAUGCAAAUUUUUAUAUGUGCUAUUAUUUCAGCUUGGUUGCAAGAGGCAGCGGCAAGUUUGCAAGGGAAGCCAGGAACCCUCCCAAGUCUCAUCCGUCACUGUCGCAUUUACAGUGGUGUUUCUAGAGGGCAAGUAAUGAUUUGUCUCUGAGUCUGGAAUUUACAUGUUAGGAACAAGCACCUCCAUCUGAACGAUAGAAACAAAUCUCAUUUGUGCUUCAAUAUAUCUCCCCCCUCUGAGUUUGCUAUAAGCACCUUACUGUAAGCCAGGUUUUAACCAAGGGCUGUGUUGGUAGAGAAUUAGUGGUCUUUGGUCAUGCGUUCAUUCUUGAGGGGCUGCAUUUCUGCCUAUGCAACUAGAAAUGUUUUAUAAACAGAGACAGGGUUCUUUAGAUGAGUGUUUUUCAGACUUUACAACUUUAAAAGGUGUGAGCUUCUUAACGCCUAGAUGUGGGAGCUGAUCUUAAAAAUAGUCAAAUUUGAAAAAUCACUGCUUUAGUUCAAAAUUGUUGUGCCCCCCCCCCCCCUUCAACCACUUAAGAGGUUCCAGUGUACUAGCAAAAGGCAUUGUUCUUUUGAUCAUCUUGCUGCCUCGGGAUCAUGGGAAUUGUAGUCCAACAAAUCUGAAGUACAUUAGCUUGGGGAAUGUUACUGUAGAGGGGAAUCAUAUUUUUUUAAAAUAAAAGAGCUCUUUCAUUUCCUUCCCCUUGUUCGUUGGAAGACGCAAGUUUAUUCCCAGCCUUGUUACAUUUCUAAAAUUAACACCAACUUCUAGUCUGACGUUUAUGGGAAUGAUUAGGACACCCCAAACUCUAGGAGGUUUGUUUCAAUUUUAGUGGACUGAUAAAAUGGCUGCUCUUUAGAAACAAUAUACCACCAUAAUGUCUUUCAGUUUACUGAGGACUGUUUUUC